Molecule: messenger RNA, 567 nt
Organism: Acaulospora morrowiae
Lineage: Eukaryota; Fungi; Glomeromycota; Glomeromycetes; Diversisporales; Acaulosporaceae
Source: the annotation of a GenBank genome assembly
AUGGAUCUGUUAAUUGUCGUGUCACAUUCGGAAUUGCUAAAGCCUUGUUCUCCUAACACCAAAUCAAAAAAUCUAAUGGGAUUCGGAAGUUAUCUCCGCCAAAAUCAAGUAUUGUUUAUGCUUAUGUCGGUGGGCACUGCGACUAUUUCAACUUCGGCGGGCCGUCGGAUUCACGCAGCAGCUUUCAUCCCCUCCAAAAAAAUCGGAGAAUUGCCGUUCACAAUGAACGCGACACUUCUUCAAGUAAUAAAAUAUUGUGGUGAAAAACUGGAGGCAUAUCAACGUUGUGUGGAAAACCAUCCGAGCUAUUGGCAAUCCGCAUGUCUCGAACAAAAACGUGAACUCACCAAAUGUUCAGAAGAGAACGUUCCGGAAAUAAAGAUGGUCAAAGAAAGAUGUAAUAAUGCCAUAAUCGCAUUUGACGAGUGUCUAGCAAGAAAUGAAUCGGAUCCCGAAGUUUGCAGAGAUAAACUAAAGGCGUUGUACGAGUGUACUGAGGCUAAUGCUGGUUUGUCCGUUGGCAAUAACGUUGGCGGCAGUGGCAAAAAAGAUAAUUCAAUACAAUAG